AUGAAUGUAGUACAACCUCCACCUGAUGAAGAACAACAUUGUCUGCAGGAACCAGUAAUACCGAUGCUUGCUGCCUCUAUGGGUGCGGCAGCGUCUAACUGCAACCCAUACGUUUCUGCAACGCCCUACUCUCGGUCUCCAAAUUCUACCUUGCAGCACAAUUCUACAGUGGGUUCCUCAAGGCCUACUUUCUCCCAAGGACAGUCUAUCUUCUCCUUGUCGUCGUUUGUGCGGUCCCUUCCGACGCCAUCUCCUCUCCUGCGAUCGGUCCGAGCCAGGCAAAUGCAGGCACGGACAGACCUGGCCAUUGUCGACAACGUCCUGCAGGUGCAACAGAGAGCAGUCGCAGCAAACGUUCUCAUGCUGGGUACUAGUCACUUUAUUGCUCCCCUACCAGCGACAUCCUCUGCGUCGCCAGCUGCAGUCGACGCUCGUGAUGAUCAUAAAGAUGACGGUGGUGGUGAAGAUGAAAACGACGACACAACUAAAACUGCGGAAAACGACGACACAACUAGUAAAGCUGCGGAUGAACCUGUUGAAGAAGACGAACGAGGUGGCGGAGGCGAACAAAGGAGAAGACGCUCCCCAUCUACGUACAAAGUAGAAG
This is a messenger RNA of Amoebophrya sp. A25, 607 nucleotides long. NCBI's taxonomy places the organism in Eukaryota, Dinophyceae, Syndiniales, Amoebophryaceae. The record is from the annotation of a GenBank genome assembly.